CUCACCCAUUAUUCAUGGAAGACUGAGAAGUUGACUUGUACAACCCCAAUGGGUUCACAUUCUACAACAUGCUAGAAAGUUGUGAUAGUAGCCAGGACUCCCACGCAAGGUCUAACAGGAAAUCUAGCUUCAGGAAGAACGACCUAUUCAUCAGCCCAAAGGUCAGUAUGAACCCUGGUGAAGAGAGCAAGCAUCAAAUUUUUAACGUAAACAUCUCAGAUGUUGGCUCUGUUGACUCAAGAAGCACUGUUCCGAGGAGACCUCGCAGCUCUAGUCAGCCUACUGAGAAUAACGAGAGAAUCAUUAAGGAACCCUUCCUUUCCCCUAGGCGUAAACUAGACAAGAGAGUUGAGACUAUGAGUAACUGUAGCAACACGAAGCCAAAACCUGCUUUUAGCGAGUGCUGAGGAAGCGUAGAUGGGAGCUUGAAGCUCAAGCGUGCUAAAGCUAAGAAGAUCGGCUCUAAAUACCCAAAUUUACUCAAGCAAGCAAAAAGAAACAGGAAGAAGAAAAGAGUCUAUAAAAUACAGAAUGUUGAUGAAAUCAUUAAUGAGCUCAACUCCAUCUCUUCUCCUGCACUUUAUUGAGAUUUGUUGUAUAAGACUUUGAAAGAGAAAAAUAAGAGCCUCCUUAGGAGUGUAGUUGAUGAGCUUGGAAUGCCUGACUGCACCUCUCUGUUGAGAGAGGUAUCACUUAUACAAGAUAACGGUGGUAUGAAAACUCACGAUGGAAGUAACAGAAUGAAGACUCUUGGAGGAGUCUUCUUCUACCUGAUACGAACAAGUAGCUCUUUAACUAAAGAGCGAAAAGACAAGAUAUUUAAGUCAGAAAAGAAAUAUCUCAAGGCUAAAAAGAAUAUAGCCAAUGAUUUAGAGAAAUUGCUGACUCUAGGUAAUGAGUAAUU
Molecule: messenger RNA, 904 nt
Organism: Moneuplotes crassus
Lineage: Eukaryota; Ciliophora; Spirotrichea; Euplotida; Euplotidae
Source: the annotation of a GenBank genome assembly